Medioppia subpectinata is the source of this 627-nucleotide messenger RNA. The record is from the annotation of a GenBank genome assembly. Lineage: Eukaryota; Metazoa; Arthropoda; Arachnida; Sarcoptiformes; Oppiidae.
AUGAUCCACGAGAAAGAUAUCUUGGCUUCUAUGAACUUGGCUUCUAAUGAGGCGCAGGGCUAUCUUAAGGCUGCUCAGCAAAAAUACAACGCUCAGGGUUUGAACGUGGGCUAUCUUAAGGCUGCUCAGCAAAAAUACAACGCUCAGGGUUUGAACGUGGUCAGUCAGUUCUAUCAAGAUGCUAUGAAUGCGUUCAGACCAAUUCUAACAUGGAUGUUUGGCGAGUUGGAAAAGGUUGACAUCUAUCCACUCCAGCACUCAAUCACCACGGUCAUUGUUGGUCAGGUUUACGACUUUGUAUACAUGUUGGAGCGUUUGACUGAACUCCGAGCUGUUAAGCCCCUGUUAUUGACGGGCAAUGAACACAACCUAAUCAACCGAUUGAAAACUCUGGAGAGCCGAGUCGUGGCGGCCGUCGAGGGGGCAAAGAAUAGAGGAAUUAUUCACCCGCCUAUGAAUACCCUUAUGAUUCAGUAUUACGAUAAAAUUAACGCCUUUUUGAACGUUGAGUUCCCCAAAUUAAACCAAGCGAUCGGUACUUUACCCUCAGCUGAACUCAGACAACAAACCAUUCAACAAUUGAUCAUCGAUCUGACACACUUGACCCAAGUACCCUUUGCCCUUUAA